This is a messenger RNA of Aspergillus costaricaensis CBS 115574, 1011 nucleotides long. RefSeq names its product fumarylacetoacetate hydrolase family protein. The coding region runs from base 34 to 921 and encodes 295 amino acids. The transcript is spliced from 5 exons. NCBI's taxonomy places the organism in Eukaryota, Fungi, Ascomycota, Eurotiomycetes, Eurotiales, Aspergillaceae. Gene Ontology annotation, molecular function: acetylpyruvate hydrolase activity. The record is from RefSeq and is a predicted model, not a curated record.
UCAAUACCCCCUUCGUCUUCACAAAAACUCAUCAUGUCCAAGGUCGCAUCUACCUUCUCGCGCCUCGUGCGCUUCGUCCCCAAGUCGAACCCUUCUAAGGUUCUGAUCGGUGAGCCAGUCGACGCCGCCGUGGAUGUUGGAUUGGCCGUCUACCAGGGCAAGGAUGUCGCUGUGCGCCCUUUCUCUGGUAGCUCCGUUCUCAGCCCCGGCCAGAAGACCGACUCGACCGAGACCAUUGAGCGCGUUCUCUCGCCUCUGGCGCAGAGCGAAGUCGGCUCCAUCAGAUGCAUUGGACUGAACUAUGUCUCCCACGCCGCUGAGAUGAAGCUGUCUAUCCCCGAUGUUCCCACUCUUUUCAUGAAGCCCUCGACUGCCCUGUCGGACCCCUGGCCCGCCCCGACCGUUCUGCCCAAGCUCACCCAGAUCGACAACACGGGUGACUACGAGUCGGAGAUGGUCAUUGUGAUCGGUCGUGAUGCGAAGGAUGUCAGCGAGGCCGAGGCCCUCGACUACGUGCUCGGAUAUACCGCGGCCAACGAUAUUUCUAGCCGCACCUACCAGAUGAACCAGAGCCAAUGGUGCUUCUCCAAGGGCUUCGACACCUCCUGCCCCAUCGGUCCCGUCCUCGUUUCCGCUGCCCAGGUUCCCGAUGCCAGCAAGUUCCACAUUCGUGGAUCGAAGAACGGAAAGGUCCUUCAGGAUUGCCCCUUGACUGACCUGAUCUUCAACGUGCCCCAGCUCGUCAGCUUCCUGUCCCAGGGCACCACCCUGCCUGCCGGUACUAUCAUCCUCACCGGUACUCCCCCCGGUGUUGGCGCCGCUAAGAACCCCAAGGAGUUCUUCAAGCACGGCGACGAGUUCGCCGUCGAGCUGCAGCCUCACGUCGGCACCCUCAUCACGAAGAUUGAGAACCAGGCAUGAAUACUAUGGUAAUGGUACUAUGAGACGGGUGGGGAUUAACGGAUUACGAUGAGACAUACUACAAGAAUAGCAUAGAGAUGUAUAUACUGU